This is a messenger RNA of Alternaria alternata, 1227 nucleotides long. RefSeq names its product Bicupin, oxalate decarboxylase/oxidase. Gene Ontology annotation, biological process: oxalate metabolic process. The record is from RefSeq and is a predicted model, not a curated record. Bases 1 to 1227 code for a protein of 408 amino acids. The transcript is spliced from 6 exons. Gene Ontology annotation, cellular component: cell wall. NCBI's taxonomy places the organism in Eukaryota, Fungi, Ascomycota, Dothideomycetes, Pleosporales, Pleosporaceae.
AUGAAGUUCCAGUGCCUCGCUGCCAGCGUUCUAUUCGCGUCUUCUACUCUGGGCGCAGUCAUCAAGCGCGAACAGUUCAGUAAAGGCCAGCCCAUUGACGACAAGGGCAAAGGCGCUCCAAUCUUAGGAGGGACUGAUCGCCAAAUCGAUCUCGACAACCCAUCAAACUUGGGCGAACAAAGCACCGACUCGGGCACAGUGCCCAACCUCAAAUGGCGCUUCGGCGACUCCAAAACGCGAAUCUUUCCAGGUGGAUGGGUGCGUGAGCAAGUUGACAACGACUUACCUGCAAGUCACGACAUUGCCGCUGCGCAACAGCAUCUUAAAAAGGGUGCGAUUCGCGAGUUGCACUGGCAUCGCGUGGCAGAAUGGGGCCAGGUCCUCUUCGGUCGCGUCCUUGUCUCCGCCGUUGAUGAAAAUGGUCGACACCAAGUAACCGAACUUGGAUUUGGCGACAUCUGGUAUUUCCCCAAGGGGCAGGCGCACACAGUGCAAGGCUUGGACGACGAGAACGAAUAUCUUCUCGCAUUUGAUGAUGCAGAUUUUGACAGAGCUGGCACAACGUUCAAUCUGGCAGACUGGCUCGUCAAAACCCCGCGCGCACUCCUUGCCAAGUCUUUCGGCCUCCCCGAAUCCGUCUUCGCUUCUCUCCCGUCUCCCAACCCGUAUAUCCAGAACGGCACCACCACAAAAUACGCCAACGUGACCGGCGGCAACGGAGAACUCACUGGCGACGCGUCGUACGUGUACCGCACAUUCCAACACGCGCCCGAGCCUGCGCCCGGCGGCGGCGGCCAGUGGUGGAAGAUCGACAGCACGAACUUCCCGAUUGCGAAGACGAUUGCGUCGACGUAUGUCACUAUCGAGCCGAAGGGCGUGAGGGAGUUGCACUGGCAUCCGACCAGCGAAGAGUGGCUGUACUUCCACUCAGGCACUGCGCGCGCCACCGUCUUCACCGGAAACAGCAACGCGCGCACGUUCGACUUCAAAGCUGGUGACACGGCCGUUUUUCCUGAUAACGCCGGCCAUUAUAUUGAAAACACGUCCGCGACGCAGAAUCUUACGUUCAUCGAGAUCUACAAAUCCGACCGCGUGGCGGAUGUCUCGCUCACGCAGUGGCUUGCGCUCACCCCGGCGGAUAUUGUGGCGAGUGUGAUCAAGAUUCCGGUGGACGUGGUGUUGGAAUUGAAGAAGGAGAAACAGGUUAUUGUGCAUGGGUCGAAGUGA